This is a messenger RNA of Lactuca saligna, 1711 nucleotides long. Lineage: Eukaryota; Viridiplantae; Streptophyta; Magnoliopsida; Asterales; Asteraceae. The record is from the annotation of a GenBank genome assembly.
AUGGUGAAUGUUGCUACGAGACUUCAAAUCCUUCUAAUUGGAGCUCUACUCUUUCCUCGUCUCCUCAACCACCGGUUAUUUGCCAUGGAUACUGCUGAACAAAACUGUGUGCGCUCAAUCAAGCUAUGGCCUCCUAGCCAAAACACCAGACAAGUGCUUGUAGAUCGUAUAAUAAAAAACCUUACAACUCCAUCCAUCUUAUCUAGAAGAUAUGGUGUUUUAAGCAAGGAAGAAGCUGAAGAAGAAGCUAAACAAAUAGAGUCUUCAGCCUUUGCCACUGCAAACCAACUCUUUGAAAAGGAACAAGAUGGUGAUGGAAAGUCUUCUGUUGAACUUUAUGCUAAAACAUCCAGUACACUCAUGGUGGAAGCUAUCAAAAGAGGCCCUAAAUCAAAAGAAGAUCAAGAACCCUUAUUUGAAAGUAUCACAGAAAAUGAUCAAACUCUUUUUGACAUUUCUAAAGGCGAUCGAUCCUUCUUAGAUGCAGAAAAAACUAAACAACUGUUGAAACCACUUCAAGAGCCUGGAAACAAGUAUACUAAGAUAUGUUUUAGCAAUACAAGCUUUGGGGUGGAUGCAGCUCGUGUUGCUGUUCCCAUUUUGUCCUUGGUCAAACAUCAGUUAAAAGAAGUCAACUUAUCUGAUUUUAUAGCUGGAAGACCAGAGGAAGAAGCACUUGAAGUUAUGAGUAUGUUUUCUUCAGCUCUUGAUGGAUCUGAUUUGAGGUAUCUAUGUCUUUCAGAAAAUGCCUUGGGUGAGAAGGGUGUUAGGGCAUUCAGUGAACUUUUAAGUUCCCAAAAUAACCUUGAGGAGUUGUAUCUAAUGAACAAUGGGAUCUCAGAGGAAGCUGCAAAGGCAGUUUGUGAGUUGAUUCCUUCCACAAAGAAGCUCAAAACUCUUCAUUUUCAUAACAACAUGACUGGAGAUGAAGGUGCGAUUGCCAUUUCUGAACUUUUGAAAAAAUCUCCAAUCUUGGAGGAUUUCAGAUGUUCUUCCACUAGGGUUGGCUCUGAAGGGGGUGUUGCUCUAUCUGAUGCAAUUUCCAAAUGUACCCUUUUGAAAAAGCUUGAUCUUCGUGACAAUAUGUUUGGUGUGGAAGCCGGGCUUGCUUUGAGCAAGGCUAUAUCUGUCUUUUCAAAUCUCACUGAAAUCCAUCUAAGUUACUUGAAUUUAGAAGAUGAAGGAGCUUCAGUUCUUGUGAAUGCUCUCAACAAUUCUGGUUCUCCUCUUGAAGUUGUUGAAAUGGCUGGAAAUGACAUUACAGUUAAAUCAGCUUCUUCUUUAGCAGCUUUUCUGAUAUCCAAAAGAGAAUCUUUAACCAAGAUAAAUCUCUCUGAGAAUGAACUGAAGGAUGAGGGUAGUAUGGUAAUUUCCAAGGCGCUUGAAGAUGAGUUUCCACGGUUGACUGAAGUUGACCUAAGCAGUAAUCAGAUUCGAAGGGCUGGAGCAAGGGUUUUGGCUCAGGCGGUUGUAGGUAAACCAGGGUUUAAGCUGUUGAAUAUUAAUGGUAACUUUUUGUCUGAUGAAGGGGUUGAAGAUGUUAAAGAGAUUUUCAAGAAUUCUCCUGAUUUGCUUGGGUCUUUGGACGAAAAUGACCCUGAAGGUGAAGAGUACAAUGAUGAGGAUGGUGAUGGUGAUGAUGAUGAUGAUGAGCUGGAAUCCAGACUCAAGGGUCUUGAUAUUAAGCAGGAGGAAUAGAGGUCACAUAUUU